GUCUUGGUAUGCUAAGGGCAGAUCUCUUACUGCAGGGUGAAGAUUGGCCAGAUUUGUUGAAAGGGGGUCCAGGUUUGCGAAGUAUUCCUGACUCCUGGAUAAAAAUCCAAACCAACACUAUAGAAGAAACCAACUUGACAAACACCCCACCAACAAAACCAACAAUACUAAAUAA
This is a messenger RNA of Ambispora leptoticha, 175 nucleotides long. NCBI's taxonomy places the organism in Eukaryota, Fungi, Glomeromycota, Glomeromycetes, Archaeosporales, Ambisporaceae. The record is from the annotation of a GenBank genome assembly.